GUGAGAGGUGUUCCCAAAAAACUAGAAUACAACACAUAUGAGCGAAUGGAGAAUACCAUUCCUACAGCAGAGGUCCGGCUUUCAUAUUCGUUAUAAACAUGAAGACACUAUAGUUUCAUCGUCGUUUGUCAUAAGCCUAUAAAGACGAAGACCUGUAACAACGGACAAUACGCAGCAAGGUAUAUCACAAUGAAUAAAACAGAACAAAAAGGAUCCAAAAACGUUGUAUAUGAAGCAGUUACACAGACCCUCGAUGAAGCUUUACAAACAGAUUCAAAUACGCAUAGAACAGGCCAAAUACCAAUAAACGAUGUUGGUAUACUAUCGUAUAUUUUUCUGUCUUGGUUGACACCACUUGUUAUGCAAAUGUACAAACAUGAAGACGAAAAUGUGGACGACACUGACAUUUGGCACUGCUCUGACCUUGAGAAAUGCAAAGUCAAUACUGACAGAUUGGAGGAAAUUUGGGACGAGGAAAUUAAAAAGAACGGGAAAGAAAAUGCUUCUUUUAUGAGAUGCUGGUGGAAGUUUUGUUAUGGUCGGUUUCUCUCUAGUUUACUUGGAGUCAUCGUAAAUGCUGUGGCAACAUUUUUAGUUUCGGGACUGCUCUUAAAAGAGAUAGUAUCCUACAUUGAAACAUCUGACAGUAAUAUGAUACUUGGUAUUGGACUCAUUAUAUCGAUGUUAGUAGCUAAUAUUGUUAGAGCAGGCUCAUUCUGCUUUAUUAUGGUGUUUGCUGCUCAAACAGGUGCACGAUUUCGGGCUGGAUUUCUAGGAAUUGCCUACCGAAAACUUCUGAAACUGAAAAAAGUCAAAGGAAAAGAUUUAUCACAGAUAAUAACGAUAUUUGGUGGAGAUGCUUACCGUGUGUAUUUUAAUUGUCUACUAUUUGAGUAUUUGCUGGCAUUACCAGUGUAUUUGAUCAUUGCCAUAGCGUAUUUGUAUUAUCUUAUUGGAACAUGGUCUUUUCUGGCCAUUGCUGUCUUUGUUGUUGGCUAUCUAAUUCAGCUACUUUUGGCCAAGUGUGGACAAUUUUCAAGAGAGAAGCAAUUACUAUUUACUGAUGCACGGGUGAGAAAAAUAACAGAAGUUUUAAAUAGCAUUAAAUUCAUUAAGAUGUAUGCAUGGGAAAACUCAUUCAACGAUACAAUACUACAAAUACGAAAACAUGAGAGGAAUUUUUUAUUACUAUCUGCUACUAUAAGUUCUAUAGGGAGUGCUAUCAUACCCGUUUUACCUACAUUUGCUUCAAUAGUGAGCAUCGCAGCAUACCAAGCUACAGGACAUGACAUAUCAGCUUCAACGGCUUUUGCCGUAGUUGGAACCCUUCAUUUCUUCAGAAUUAUUGUGAUAUUUACACCAAUUUGCUUUCGAAUGCUCAGUGAGGUUCAAGUUAGUUUUGAUCGAAUGAAGAAUCUACUCCUUGAAGAGGAAUUUCUUCCACAUAAUUGUAAAUGUAAAGAUGAGGAGAAUGCUGUUGAAAUUUCUGAUGGGUUCUUUCAAUGGGAUGCACCACCAGACGACUCAACAGUUAAAGGAUACACUAUUGAAGGACUUAAUUUAGUCAUACAAAAGGGGAAACUAACAGCAAUUUGUGGACCGGUCGGAUCAGGGAGAUCUUCAGUUCUUUCUGCAAUCCUUGGAAGGAUGCCGAUGAUAUCAGGAAAUGUAGCAAUUGAUGGAAGCAUUGCAUAUUCAUCUCAGCAGGCAUGGAUUUUUAACGACACCUUGAAAGAAAACGUUCUAUUCGGGAAACCAUCUGAUGAAAACAAAUUUAAAGAAGUAGUGAAUGUUUGUGGACUAGCGUCAGAUAUUUCUAACAUGAACAACGGUGAAAACUCAGAGAUAGGUGACAGGGGAAUAAAUAUGAGCGGAGGACAGAAACAACGAGUUAGUCUCGCUAGAGCUGUAUAUAGUGACAGUGAUAUAUAUCUUCUUGAUGAUCCGUUGUCUGCAGUUGAUGUCCAUGUUGGAAAGCAUUUGUUUAAUGAAUGCAUAAAAAAGAAGCUUUGUGGGAAGACUAUUAUUCUGGUUACACAUCAAUUGCAGUAUCUACAAUUCUGUGACGAAAUAGUUGUUAUAGAAAAUGGGAAAAUAACCGAGAGAGGACAUCAUGAAGAAUUAAAUCAGAUUGGUGAUGGAUACUACAAAUCGAUGAUAGAGAAGUAUCACUGUGUAGAGCAAAACGAGAUUACCUCUCCUAGUGAUAUUACAAUGGUAGAUGCAAAGAAAGACGAACCAACAGUAGACAGUGAUGAUAAGCAACACGAGCCAGGCAAACAAACAACAGAAUCUGACAAUAACAAGACAAAUGAUAAGGAGAAAGGAAAGCUAACAGAAAAAGAGGACUUGGAAAAGGGAACUGUCAAAUUUAGCACUUACACAGGUUACAUAUCGGCUGCUGGCGGUGCACUCAUCUCCAUUGUCGUGUUAAUUUUGUUUGCAGCAUCUACUGGGUCUGUAGUAUUUAGCGACUGGUGGCUAAGCAUAUGGAUAAAUUCCUUAUCUAAGGAAACUCUGCUGGAAUCUAGAAACCUAACAACAAGUGAAACAUUACUAAUGACAACACCUGUUACAAAUUCAACCACAGGAUCAUCAGACAAUACAAGACAGGGUGAUGUCUAUUUUCUAGUUUAUGUCGGUACAAUUGGUGGAAUUAUAGUUUUAACAAUCAUUCGAGGGUUUAUCGGUGCUGUGGUGACAAUACAAGCAUCCGUCCAACUCCACAAAAGGGCACUACGAGCAGUUUUAUUAGCUCCGAUGCAUUUCUUUGAUACUAACCCUACUGGUAGAAUACUCAAUAGAUUUUCUAAAGAUACGGAUGAAGUUGACGUUUUCCUACCACAACGGAUUGAUGGUAUACUACAAAUAUUGAGUACUGUGGUAAUCUCCUUAGUAUCAGCCGCCGUGGUAAUACCAUGGAUACUUAUAGGAGUUGUUCCAGUUCUCAUCGCCUUUGCUGUUUUGAAAAACAUUUUUAAUGCAUCAACUAGACAAAUGAAAAGAUUAUCAAAUGUUGCAAACUCUCCAUUAUUUGCCCAUCUCAACACUACAACUCAGGGAUUAUCUACAAUAGAGGCGUAUCAAGAGAGGAACAGCUUUAUCGAAAAGUCAGAGAAGCUGAUUGAUGUGACCACUACGACUUCUUUACUGUAUGAUACAAGUAUGAGAUGUAUAGGUUUGUGGUUAGAUUUGAUAACAUCUAUAAUAGUAGUAGUAACUGCAGCUGUGCUCGUCAGUACCAAAGGAUCAGUCAACCCAGCUUUAGCAGCCCUUGCCCUGACUUUGUGUCUAAAGGUUGUAGGCUUGAUGCGUGAAACAGUUCGAAUGAUGAAUGAAGUGGAAGCAAAGUUUACCUCAGUGGAAAGAUUAAAUCAUUAUAUUAAGAAUAUAGACGUUGAACCUAGCUCAUUUCAGUGUAAACCAAAUGAUCAAUGGCCAAGUAAAGGAGACAUUAAGUUUUCUGAUGUAGAAAUGACGUAUCGAGAAUCAUUAGCACCUGUUUUAAAAAACAUUUCAUUUGAUAUUCAACCAGAACAAAAAGUAGGCGUUGUUGGACGAACUGGUGCAGGUAAAUCGUCUCUCAUUGCUGCGCUAUAUCGACUUGUGGAAUUGAAGAACGGAUCUAUUAACAUAGAUGGAAUGAAUCUAUCGUUAAUUCCGCUUAAUGUUUUACGAUCUAGAUUAUCAACUAUUCCACAAGACCCGGUUAUGUUUUCUGGAACUUUGAGGUAUAAUCUAGAUCCUUUUGACAAUUAUACAGACGAUGAAUUAUGGAAGAGCCUAGAGAAAGCUCAUAUAAAGAAAAAAAUACUGCAAUUAGAUAAAGGAUUACAAUUACAUAUAGAAGAGAAUGGCGAUAAUUUUUCUGUUGGAGAAAGACAGCUUAUAUGCCUGGCUAGAGCAAUCUUAAGAAAACGAAAGAUACUAAUUCUAGACGAAGCUACAGCUUCUGUUGACACUGAUACCGACUCACUGAUUCAAAAGACAAUCAAAGAAGCAUUUUCUGAUUGUACUGUACUAACAAUUGCCCAUAGAUUGAAGACUGUAAUGAAUUCUGAUCUUUUGAUUAUAAUGGAUAAUGGCAAUAUCAUAGAAACUGGUAAACCUGAAGAUCUUCUUGCAGUCUCAAGUUCUCAUUUAAAUGGAAUGAUAACAGCAGAGACCAGUAUAUCAAAUGCAUGAAUGAACGAGAGGAAAUUU
This is a messenger RNA of Mytilus trossulus (common blue mussel), 4203 nucleotides long. RefSeq names its product ATP-binding cassette sub-family C member 12-like. Gene Ontology annotation, cellular component: membrane. The transcript is spliced from 32 exons. Gene Ontology annotation, biological process: transmembrane transport. Gene Ontology annotation, molecular function: ATP hydrolysis activity; ATP binding; ABC-type transporter activity. NCBI's taxonomy places the organism in Eukaryota, Metazoa, Mollusca, Bivalvia, Mytilida, Mytilidae. The record is from RefSeq and is a predicted model, not a curated record. Bases 190 to 4185 code for a protein of 1331 amino acids.